Colletotrichum siamense is the source of this 2358-nucleotide messenger RNA. RefSeq lists its product as uncharacterized. The record is from RefSeq and is a predicted model, not a curated record. The transcript has a single exon. The coding region runs from base 1 to 2358 and encodes 785 amino acids. NCBI's taxonomy places the organism in Eukaryota, Fungi, Ascomycota, Sordariomycetes, Glomerellales, Glomerellaceae.
AUGGCAUCGUCGCAAAAGGCCUGGGAGCUCGAAGACCGGCCCUCGCCGACCUUUCAUCAACAACCACAACAACACGCGCCCGCGAACGGCUCCGCACAAAAUGCCGUGCCAGAACAUAGGUGGCCUUUCCAGGAGGUAGAGGACGACAAGCAGUCUCCUCAGUGGCCCUUCCACGGCGAGGACGAAGCCAAGAAACCGCCCCCCACGUCGUUGCAUCCGCCGCCCGCAGCUGGCCCGCCAUUUCAACGCCAACCUUCAGUCAGUCCGAGUCCGAGGCCAAGCCAUACCCGCCAUGUGCUUAGCUACUGGGCCCUCGAGCUCCUCACGGUGUUCGUCGCGGUCGGCCUUCUCGUUGCCAUCAUCGCCCUCCUCGCGUACUACGAUGGCCGCUACAUGCCAGAAUGGCCGUUCGAGAUCAACCUCAACUCCGCCAUUGCCUUUCUGUCGACCUUUCUUCGGGCGGCCAUCGUCGCCGCUGUUGCGGAGAUCAUCGGCCAGAUCAAGUGGACUUGGUUCACUGAGCAGACGCGCCCGCUUCACCACCUGCAGGACUUUGAUGCGGCCAGUCGGUCUAUCCUCGGCUCCAUGAAACUCCUGGCGGUGUUGAUAUGGAACAUGGGAUUUACAUCUGCUGGCCUGCUUGCCAUUGGGGCCGCGUUGGUAACCAUCGCCAGUUUGUCCGUCGGCCCCGUCACACAGCAAGCCGUCAGAACCAGCACAUGUCCUAUGUUGCAGGACCAUAUCAACUCUUCCAUUCCGGCUGCCAACUAUGUCCCCGGAUCAUCAGCUUACUACCGAGUGGGUGCGGGCUCAUAUGAGAUCGAGGUGGACAUGAAGAGUACCAUGAUCCAGGGCAUCACAGACCCAAACAGCCAGUACAGCAACGUCCAAGUCAGCUGCCCCAGUGGUAACUGCACAUGGCCGGACUACGGCACAGGCGUCACGCACGCGAGCAUCGGCAUGUGCAGCAAGUGCAUUGACACGACGAGCUUCGUCAGCGGGCCCAACAACGUGAGCAACAUCACGCUGCCUGAUCAAGGCGCUUUCAUCAACAUCAUGUCUGGCAAUUACAUGUGGAUGGGGUACAGCAACCUCAGCGCGUACACCAGUCUCUUUACUGAGGAUUUUGCGGCGGCGUCGGCAGUCUCGCUUGCGAACUUUAGCAUGCUCAUGAUCUCGAGCUCGCCUUGCACGUCGGACAACUCGACGGGGAUACCCAAGCUCGAGUGCCCGCAUCGCGUCACCGAAACAAAUAUGAACUCCUAUGGUGAUCUCGGAGACUACAUCGCCGCCUCGUGCGUUCUGUACCCUUGCAUGAAGGAGUAUUUCGCCCAGUACGAGAACAACACUCUGACAGAGAAGCUCGUCCGUACCACGACGGCGGUACCCAAUAAGGCCGAGCUUGGAUCUCAGGGCUCGUAUUAUUACUCGGGAUACGGUAACUACACAGCCCGCCGGAGCCCAUGCGUGCUUGACGACGGCACCUGGUACGACUUCAACAAUCAGAGCGACGCCCUCGACGUCCCGGGACGCACCUGGACGAACUAUACCAUCGCCGACAAUGACAUCCGCCUGGUACCUAACGCCUGUCUGUACAAGAUGGACGGCACAUUCUUUUCGGCGUUGUCCAGUUUCCUCAGCGUCGAUCUCUUUAGCGCCACUUGUAGAUACGACAACAUGCAGAGCGGCCAUCUCAACUGCUUCGAGUCAUGGUGGCUGACGCCGUUGUGGGCCGAGAAGAAUGCGACGGUAGCCAGUCUGACCAGCGCCAUAGACAGCUUUGCAUGGGCCGUCACCAACAAGUUCCGCAUGACGGGUCUUGGUCCCGACAUCCAUCGGGGCGUCGACGCCCUCAAGAACCGGGGCGCCCAGGCACUCGGCGAAGUAUGGGCGAGUAGCACGUGCACCUACUUCGACAGCAAGUACAUUGCGCUGCCCGCCGUCCUCGUCGCCUGCUGCGCCUUCCUCCUUGGCUGGGUCAUCAUCAAGAACUACACCGACCCGGAGCAGCCGGUGUGGAAGGGCAACGUGCUCCCGCUGCUCUUCUUCGGGCUGCAUGAUAAAAUGGGUCCGCAAGCCGGAAUCGGCCCUAGCGCUACGAGCGAACCGGGCCAGCCGAGGGAUGGCGGGAGACUGGCGAGGAACAUGUCGUUCUUCCGGGAGAAUGGCCGCGCGGCGCCGGAGCUGGACAGGAUCCAGCAGGAGUCGGGACGGAUGUGGGUGCGGUUCCACGGCGGAACAGACCCUGGUUUCUUGGAUCUGGGCACGAAACGGCAUGACCCGGAGGCUGCGAACUCGGGGCUGGUGUCUGGUAACUUGGGGAAUAAUGAUUUCCGCGGAAGGCCGGCGGGUAGAUAA